Molecule: messenger RNA, 2081 nt
Organism: Brienomyrus brachyistius
Lineage: Eukaryota; Metazoa; Chordata; Actinopteri; Osteoglossiformes; Mormyridae
Product: leukotriene B4 receptor 1-like
Exons: 1
Coding region: 7-936 (309 amino acids)
Biological process (GO): immune response; G protein-coupled receptor signaling pathway
Cellular component (GO): membrane
Molecular function (GO): G protein-coupled receptor activity
Source: RefSeq, a predicted model, not a curated record
CUCAUCAUGAACCAGUCUAACACCUCCAGUUCUUGGGACUUAGGAAUUCUAACCGAAGCAGUGGCUCCCAGUGUGGUUCUGGGCCUCUGCUUCCUUAUCGGUGUCCCUGGAAACAUCACGGUGAUCGUGGUGAUACUUCGUCAUUUCAAGCGGGAGAACUUCACCAUGAAGCUGCUCCUGAACCUGGCCGCCUCUGACAUCUUGUGCCUCAUCAGUCUGCCAGUGUGGAUCUAUGAGCUUUUUUACGGCUGGAGGUUUGGCAACAUUGGCUGCAAACUGAUGAUGUACAUGGUCUUCUGCAGCUUGUAUGGCAGUUUACUGACGGUCACCCUGAUGAGUGUGCAGCGCUACGUACAGGUUCUGUACUCCCAGUACUGGGUGAGACUGCGUGGGACUGGGCAGAGGGUGUUGCUGGUGAGUGUGUGGGUCGUGGCCUGUGUCCUCGCCUCGUAUUCUAUUGUUCUGGGAAAGGUAUUGAGGGAUGGCGGAAUUCCCCGUUGUGACACCAACUACAGCUCAGAUGGGCAGAGAUUGGCUGUGUUGCUCUCUCAGACAUUGCUGGGCUUUGUGAUUCCUUUCUCUGUCAUAGUCACAUCUUACUGCUGCCUUCACAAAAAAGUGAAACAAAGAACCUUCUUCAUUAACCAGAGGAUGAAAAGACUGAUCAUCAGCAUUGUAGUAACCUUCUUCAUAUUCUGGAUUCCAGUGCAUGUUGUAAGUGUGACAGAAAUAUUUUCUAUCUUGCUAAAAUCAUCCCACCCGGCUGCAUCGGCCAAACUGGAGAAGUUUUGCAGCUUCAGCAGCAACAUUCUAGGAUCUCUCAGCUUCAUCAAUAGCUGCAUAAAUCCCUUCCUGUACGCCUUUGCCUUACGGUACCGUCAUCCGGAUGCAACUCCAUCCAAGAUCACGCAGGAUGUCUCCACUAGCAACCUAUGACUCGUCUGACUUCGCCUUAUUCAUCUUUUCUUAUUUUGUCUCUGAAAUUUCUGAUUAUGUUUUAGCCUGAGACUUUUUUGUAAUCGUUAAUUCCAUACAUAUCUUCCGUAAAUAUACAUUUUGUGAGAAGGAUUUUUGAAAAGGCAACACUUACAUUAACAAUAGUAACAUUAAGUCACCAGGAGCAUAGAAUUUCAAUUGGUUCGAGAGCGUCUGUUAUGUUUUGAUGGGUUAUUUGAUAACCUUACUCAGAGCUGCUACAAAUGUUCAUCUUUUACUGCAGAUACCACCACUUAUACUGCCACGAUUCUCUCCUUACCAUUCUCCUGAUCAUCUCCCCCAGCUCCACCUCUAGUGGCAACUAAUAGUAUAUUGUCGAAAGCGCACGAAGCUCAGACCCAGGGUUAUUAUCGUCAAUGAAAACAAAUGAAAUUAAAAAUUGAAAACAUUUUCAUAAACUGAAAAAAUAAGAUACGAAAAUUAUAUACAGGGCAAUAAACUAAACUAUGACUAUAAACAUUGCUACAACUAAAACUAAAUGUCAAAUAUCUUACGUUAAAGUUUUUAAUAUGAUGCAGCUAGCGUAAUAAUGUUUAUCGUUUAUUACCAACCGUAAUUCAUCUGUAGUGUUUUGCCUAUUUUGAGGACAUUAGGAUAGUGGCACGCUGUAUCCCGUAUAUGCCUUAUAUAUACAGGGGUAUUGAUCUUAGGUCGCUUGCAGAGAUUUUCUCAUUAUAAUCCCUUUAUUAUUUGUGAUUGAUAUUGUUAAAUUCAUUCCUUAGUAAAACGUCAGAUUUUACUACAUAGUUACAAUGAUGUAUUGAGCAUACAAGUGUCGCAUCUGAGGGAGUGGAUAGGAGCAAAUAAACAGAAACGCAGCCUUUUAGCAGGGAAACUCCGAAUAGGACUUCAUUGAGAGGAUACAGCUAUGAGAAAGGUCCUCACGUGGAAAUAUCGGAAAACACUCCGGGUAAUGAAAAAUACAGAAUCAGAAAGGCCGACAGCGCCCUCUGCUGGGUGGAGGAUUUAUAAUCUUAAUGAACUUUGCCAAGCUUACCCUGGUACUUAUAGCUUUACUGUAUGAAAUAUUUGAAAAUGUGUGUGACGGAAAAAUAUGUGACUGUGAUACUCUCCCUGAGGUUAUG